Aspergillus mulundensis is the source of this 1662-nucleotide messenger RNA. RefSeq names its product chlorohydrolase family protein. The transcript has 2 exons. Gene Ontology annotation, cellular component: cytosol. The coding region runs from base 1 to 1662 and encodes 553 amino acids. Gene Ontology annotation, molecular function: guanine deaminase activity; zinc ion binding. Gene Ontology annotation, biological process: guanine metabolic process. NCBI's taxonomy places the organism in Eukaryota, Fungi, Ascomycota, Eurotiomycetes, Eurotiales, Aspergillaceae. The record is from RefSeq and is a predicted model, not a curated record.
AUGGAGAUGGAGUCCAAGAUCACUCUCUUCUACGGCACAUUCGUCGACCUACCCCGGGUUGAAUACGGCUGGAAACAUGAGCUCUCAAUCAGACAUGGCGCGCUCUGGGUCUCGUCCUCAACCGGCCGGAUUACUGGGUCUGACUGGUCCAUCGCAAACGAGAGCGACUUGCAAUCCCUAAUCAAGAAGAACGGCUGGCACGGCAUCCAGAUCGUCCGAGCGCGCGAGGAGCAGAACGAGUUCUUCUUCCCGGGCUUUAUCGACACACACAUCCACGCCCCGCAGUACCCCAACUCCGGGCUCUUCGGGUCCUCCACGCUCCUCGACUGGCUCGCGACAUACACAUUCCCGCUCGAAAGCGCGCUGUCCGAUACGGCCUUAGCCCACACCACGUAUAACACCGUCAUCUCACGCACCCUUGCCAACGGCACAACCUGCGCCUCAUACUAUGCGACCAUCCACGUGCAGAGCACGAAUCUCCUCGCGAGUCUGUGCCAUAGUCGGGGCCAACGAGCCCUGAUCGGCCGCGUGUGCAUGGAUAACCCCUCCUUCUGCCCAGAAUACUAUCGCGACGAGUCGGCGCAGGACAGUAUAACGAAGUCGCGGGAGACGAUUGCGCAUAUCCACGCCCUGGAAUCGAAUGUCAAGGAGGAAGAACGCCUCGUCAAGCCGAUCCUAACACCCCGGUUUGCGCCGACGUGUUCGACGCAUGCGCUUAGCGAGUUGGGCCGCCUCGCGAAAGAAUAUACACCCCCGCUCCACAUCCAAACGCACAUCUCGGAGAACCUCUCCGAGCUCGACCUUGUGAAGUCCCUUUUCCCCGACCAUCCUUCUUACGCCGCCGUCUACGACGCAUGUGCCCUCUUAACACCGCGAACGAUCCUCGCGCACGCGGUACACCUCACCCCCUCCGAGAAAAAACUCAUCGCAUCGCGGAAGACGAAAAUCUCACACUGCCCGAGCUCGAAUUCCGCUCUGGGCUCCGGCCUCGCGCCGAUCUGCGAUCUGCUUGAUAGAGGCAUCACCGUUGGGCUGGGAACGGACGUGAGCGGCGGGUAUAGCCCCAGUAUCCUGGAGGCCGUGCGCCAGGCGUGCCUUGUUAGCCGGUUACUGCGGCAUACGAAGCGCCCGGCGAAGGCGUCGUCCGAGGAGAGUACGGCGAUUGCGGGGCCGAAGCCGGGGUCUGAUGAUACUGAGGGGGAAAUGGACGGGAGUGAGGUUCUCUCCGUCGAGGAGGCGCUAUACCUUGCUACGCGCGGCGGGGCAGCGGUUGUUGAUUUGCCUAACGACUUAGGCGGGUUUGAGGACGGGAUGUUCUGGGAUGUGCAGCUUAUCCGGCUUGGCCCUGGUAUUCCGUCUGAGAGUGACUGGGCUAAAGAUGGCGCUAGGGCUGUUGACUCUAGCUCUGACUCCGCAGUUGAUAUCUUCGGCUGGGAGACUUGGAGCGAGAAGGUGCACAAGUGGGUGUGGACCGGGAAUGAUCGGAAUGUGAGGCGGGUUUGGGUACGGGGUGUGCUUGUGCAUGAGCUUGAUGAUGGCUGUACUGGUGAGAGGAGUUUGUUUGGAUUGCGCUCCGUGCAGGAUCUGGCGAGGUGGACUGUUGGCGCUUUGGGUGUUGCGGCGUUGGGGUUGAUUCUGGGGAAGCGAUUCCUGUGCGAGUGA